AUGAGGAGUGCACAGGUAUCGGUGGCUCUUAUUUUGAGCCUGCUCCAUUUAGUCGCAGGACUGAGUUGGCCUUCUGUGGCCGACUCAGAUCGAUAUGCGAUCCGGUCACAGCGCGACCUCACUUUGAAUGUGUCGAUGGAUCAGCUUCUGUAUCCCGGCAUAAAUCUCAACUCGGUACUUCUGGAGCCGUUAAACUAUACAUAUGAGGUCUUUUCGAGUUUUAGUGAUUUGGUAUCAUGGGGCGCUGGCAGAUUCUUUCUGAAUCUGUACUGGAAUUAUCGGAAAGGUAAUUGGCAACUGUGCCCUUACAUCGAAGGCAUCCAGGAAGAGUAUACAGACGGAGGUGACCACAGAAUAGUCGAGCUCAACUACGACGGAACAAGGGAGGCUGCUGUAUUUUACUACAACGAUAGCGCGUAUACAUGCAAUCUUACUGUCACCUUUGACACCUUUCUUUCCGAGAUAGUCAGAGAUCAGUGGAUUCGGACGACAGAUGAUAAUCUGAACGCGAGAACAAUUAUCGUCACGCUCAACUUGCAGGAGGCCAUCAGUCCUGACUUUGCACCUAAUGCCUCUAUUUUGACUGAGAGUGUGGUUUCGACGAGCACCAAAGCCACCUCUAGCACAAGAGCACACGGAAGUAGCAGCUCACUUCUCUCUACAACCACUCGUCCUUCGUCCGAAGCUACCUCACAUCACUCCCCGCCCAGUGAGAGAGCGAGCUCAAGCCUACUAUCUCACACAUCACCUACUGCUAGUAGUAGCUCCAAACCACAGUCAACAGUCACUAGCUCUCACACAUCUUCUAGCGCCACGAGCAGUAGUUCUCAUGCACUUACCAGGAGAGCUGUGGGAACCGAACUUUCAGAGUCGGCGUCAUCGUUUCGGGUUUAUGCAACAUCGACUGCUUAUGAUGGUCUUGAUACCUCUUCAGAUUCAAAUGACAAAGAGUUAUCACUAUCUGAACAAGUCAAAGAAAUAAUGGACGACUACAUCUACACACCCAAGGAUUUAGCGCUAGACCGGAAACGAACAUCUUUCACCUGGAACUCGACCGGCGCUUCUUCUGUGGGCUGGCCACUACUGGAGGAUAUUUUGUUCCGUGACUUCUACCGGAUCCUCUUCUCGUUCGGUGAUAUUGAUGUUGAUACAGAUGAGUAUGACACCGACGGCGAUCUCGACGUAAUUUUCAGCAGCUCGGAGGUUCCAUAUUUGGGAACGCGAGCUCUUCUUUACAGCACUGCAUUUUCUUCUUCCGAACUGGAUCCUUCUUCCUCUCCCGUUUGCUCGAUAGAUGUGAAUACGUAUAAGGUGGAUUUGACGUCGACUGGCGACGCAGUGCCUCCUUCAUUUCUGAUUGCAAGUGACAUAAGUGAUAAUGUUUUUACUGCCGAUGCUAUGAAGCAGUAUCUGAAAUGUGGUUUCAGCCCUGUACUCAAUGCGACUAAAAGCACAGAGACGGAAAUCGUCAACUAUGUGACAGAGAAUCUGGCUGCGGCGAAAUGGUCGUGGGAGAAAGAUGAGCCAAAGGUGAUCUCAACAGCAUCUUCGGAGACAACGUCUUAUUUACAAGUGAAAUGUGCUGCACAAACAGAGGAUGGCUGGGUCGUUGAGAAUUGCUACAACAAGUAUCGAGCAGCCUGUCGGGUAUCAAAAGAGACGUAUAAUUUUGUGCUCUCGGAGAAAGAGGUUUCUUAUUAUGACGCGGUUGAUGCAUGCUCGAGCACUAGCAAUCAGCUUUUCACCUUACCACGGACUGCGCUCCAGAAUACGGUUUUGGAGAGAUUACGACAAGAGAAGGUGAAGUCUGAGCCAAUUUGGGUCGACCUGAAUUCGCUUGCGCAUCCGAAUUGCUGGGUUUCUGGAGGACCAGGGGCUAGCUGUCGUUACGAAGCAUCCACGACUCGGCAGAGUGUUGAAGUUGUCGUGCCAACAGUAGCGGCUAUUAUUGUUGCUAUUUUGCUCGCCUUGACGCUAUGUUCCAAAAUAUUUGGUUCUCAGCAAGUCAAGGCUCGUCGACGUCGGCGGCGAUAUGUCAAAUUGUUUGGGGAAGCAGAGUAUGACGGCGUUCCGGUAAUCUUGAUUUGGCUCGCCCGCGUUUCGAACGUCAUCUGGCGUCCAAACCGCUAA
Myxozyma melibiosi is the source of this 2130-nucleotide messenger RNA. RefSeq lists its product as uncharacterized. The coding region runs from base 1 to 2130 and encodes 709 amino acids. The transcript is spliced from 4 exons. Lineage: Eukaryota; Fungi; Ascomycota; Lipomycetes; Lipomycetales; Lipomycetaceae. The record is from RefSeq and is a predicted model, not a curated record.